GUAGCUUGGCAUGGAGGAGGGAGGCCAGAGAGGGAGGAGAGAGAUCGGAGGGAUGGGGCCAGUUCUUGAACAGCGUGGAUCAAGGCCGUUGGUGCAGGAAGCCACCCAGAUUAAAGCAAUAUAUCUGUCUCCAGUCCUGCCCAUCCAGGGACUGUGGGUAACAGAUUUGGAAACAUACAGGGAGUGGCUAGCCCGGGCUGCACUUCCUUCGAAAUUCUGUCAGUCGGAGCUGGCCACUGUAGAGACGGGAAGGACCAGCUUCGUGGUUUUCAGGACUUGGGAUUGUGCCAAUGAGGACCUAAGGUGCCUGCCUGCCUGCCAACCACCCCAGCCUGCAGUGACCAUGGCCCUCCGCAAGAGGAGUCCCCAUGGCCUGGGCUUCCUUUGCUGCUUUGGAGGCAGUGACCUUCCCGAGAUCGACCUCCGGGACAGCCACCCAUUGCAGUAUCUGGAGUUCUCCGGUCCCAUCCCGAACCCAGAGGAACUCAACGUCCGCUUUGCGGAGCUGGUGGAUGAAUUGGACCUCACAGAUAAAAACCGAGAGGCUGUGUUUGCACUACCACCAGAGAAGAAAUGGCAGAUCUACUGCAGCAAGAGGAAGGAGCAGGAGGAUCCCAACAAGCAGGCAACCAGUUGGCCUGAGUACUACAUUGACCGUAUCAAUGCCAUGACUGCCAUGCAGAACCUGUAUGAAACUGAAGAUGAGGAGACAGACAAGAGGAGUCAAGUUGUAGAAGACCUGAAGACAGCCCUUCGGACACAGCCCAUGAGAUUUGUAACCCGCUUCAUCGAACUGGAAGGCCUGACCUGUCUGCUGAAUUUCCUUCGGGGCAUGGACCACACCACCUGUGAGAGCCGCAUCCACACAUCUCUCAUUGGCUGCAUCAAGGCUCUGAUGAACAACUCCCAGGGCCGGGCACAUGUCCUGGCACAACCUGAGGCCAUCAGCAUCAUCGCUCAGAGCCUGCGCACAGAGAACAGCAAGACUAAGGUUGCCGUGCUGGAGAUCCUGGGUGCCGUGUGCCUUGUGCCUGGAGGCCACAAGAAGGUCCUACAGGCCAUGUUACACUACCAGGUGUAUGCAGCCGAGCGCACGCGUUUCCAGACUUUGCUGAAUGAACUGGAUCGAAGUUUGGGCCGGUACCGGGAUGAGGUAAACCUGAAGACAGCCAUCAUGUCCUUCAUCAAUGCUGUCCUCAAUGCUGGCGCUGGAGAGGAUAACCUGGAAUUCCGCCUGCAUCUCCGGUAUGAGUUCCUGAUGCUGGGGAUCCAGCCAGUGAUUGAUAAACUCCGGCAACACGAGAACGCCAUCCUGGACAAGCAUUUAGACUUCUUUGAGAUGGUCCGGAAUGAGGAUGACCUGGAGCUAGCCCGGAGGUUUGACAUGGUCCACAUUGACACAAAAAGUGCCUCGCAGAUGUUUGAGCUGAUUCACAGGAAGCUGAAGCACACAGAAGCCUACCCCUGCCUGCUCUCCGUCCUGCACCACUGCCUGCAGAUGCCCUACAAGCGGAACGGUGGCUACUUCCAGCAGUGGCAGCUCCUGGACCGCAUCCUGCAACAGAUCGUCCUCCAGGAUGAGCAAGGUGUGGACCCUGACCUGGCCCCACUGGAAAACUUUAAUGUCAGGAACAUCGUCAACAUGCUCAUCAAUGAGAAUGAGGUGAAGCAGUGGCGGGACCAAGCAGAGAAGUUCCGGAAAGAACACAUGGAGCUUGUGAGCCGGCUGGAGAGAAAAGAACGGGAAUGUGAGACCAAGACACUGGAGAAGGAGGAGAUGAUGCGGACGCUCAACAAGAUGAAGGAUAAACUGGCCCGAGAGUCCCAGGAGUUGCGCCAAGCUAGGGGACAAAUGGCAGAGCUGGUAGCCCAACUUAAUGAAAGCUCAAUCGGCCCGGUGUCUUCCCCACCUCCCCCUGGAGGUCCGCUCACCUUGUCUUCCUCCACAACAACCAAUGAUCUGCCUCCACCCCCACCUCCUCUCCCCCUUGAUGGCUGCCCACCCCCACCCCCACCGCCCCUCCCUCCCGGAGGGCCUCCCAUCCCCCCAGGUGCCCCACCCUGCUUCCACUCAGGCCCGCCCCCGCCUCAUGACCCCUUCUCCAGCAAUGAAGCCCCACUCAGGAAGAAGCGCAUACCCCAGCCUUCUCACCCACUGAAGUCCUUCAACUGGGUCAAGCUGAAUGAGGAGCGUGUCUCUGGCACCGUGUGGAAUGAAAUUGAUGACUCGAAGGUAUUUCGGAUUCUGGACCUGGAAGAUUUUGAAAAAAUGUUCUCUGCGUAUCAGAGGCACCAGGGUUGCAUGCAGGAGGGUCCCCAGAGAGAGAGAGGAAAUGUGAGAGAUGGAGGGACUGCAAGCAGACCUCUGCCAGCUGCGGAGGCGAAUGCCUACACAACUGAGAAGGCUUCUAGGUCUAUGGUAUCAGCUACAGGUGCCAAGAAAGAACUGGACUCCAUGGAGGACAUCUACCUAACCUCCCGCAAGGUUAAAGAGCUGUCAGUCAUCGAUGGCCGGAGGGCCCAGAACUGUAUCAUUCUUCUCUCCAAGUUGAAGCUUUCUAAUGAUGAGAUACGGCAGGCCAUCUUGAGGAUGGAUGAACAAGAAGACCUCGCUAAGGACAUGCUGGAACAGCUCCUCAAGUUCGUCCCCGAGAAGAGCGACGUUGAUCUCCUGGAAGAACACAAGCAUGAGAUAGAUCGGAUGGCGCGUGCAGAUCGCUUCCUCUAUGAAAUGAGCAGGAUCGACCAUUAUCAGCAGCGGCUACAGGCCCUCUUCUUCAAGAAGAAGUUCCAGGAACGCCUGGCUGAGGCCAAACCCAAAGUAGAAGCCAUCCUGCUGGCCUCCCGGGAGCUGACUCUCAGCAAGCGCCUGAAGCAAAUGCUGGAGGUGGUCCUAGCCAUCGGUAACUUCAUGAACAAGGGGCAGCGUGGGGGUGCCUACGGCUUCCGGGUAGCCAGCCUCAACAAGAUCGCUGACACCAAGUCCAGCAUUGACAGGAACAUCUCUCUGCUUCAUUACCUGAUCAUGAUCCUGGAGAAGCACUUCCCAGAUAUCCUGAAUAUGCCCUCAGAGCUGCUGCACCUAUCAGAAGCUGCCAAAGUCAACCUGGCAGAACUGGAAAAGGAGGUGGGCACUCUCAGGAGGGGCCUCCGAGCAGUGGAGGUGGAGUUGGAAUAUCAGAGACACCAGGCACAAGACCCCAAUGACAAGUUUGUCCCUGUCAUGAGUGACUUCAUCACAGUGUCUAGCUUCAGCUUCUCGGAGCUGGAGGACCAGCUGAAUGAGGCCAGGGAUAAGUUUGCCAAGGCACUGACACACUUCGGAGAGCAAGAUAGUAAGAUGCAGCCAGAUGAAUUCUUUGGCAUCUUCGACACGUUCUUGCAGGCCUUCUUGGAGGCCCAGCAGGACCUGGAGGCCAUGAGGAGGAGGAAAGAGGAAGAUGAGCGGAGGGCACGUAUGGAGUCCAUGUUGAAGGAACAGCGUGAGAAAGAAAGAUGGCAGAGGCAGCGGAAGGUCUUGGCUGGCGGCGCCCUGGAGGAGAGUGGCGAGUUCGAUGACCUCGUGUCAGCCUUACGCUCUGGAGAAGUUUUUGACAAGGACUUAAGCAAGUUCAAGCGCAACCGGAAGCGACCUGGGAGCCAGGUCCCAGAGGUCACCCGCGAGCGGGCGAUAAACAGGCUAAAUUAUUGACUUGGGGACUGGGGACUCAUCACAUGGCAACAAGCCUGGAGACAGGGAUUAGGGAAGAGGAGUUGAAUAGAAAAAGCAAUGAUUUAAGUGACUUUGGAAAACUGGGUUUGGGAGCCCUGGGCUGGGUCCUGGGGGCCAUGUGCGGCUAGACCAGGUGUCUCCCUGCACUGACAGAGGAUCUUCUCUCCUCUCCUGCGUAUUACCCAUUCUCAGCCACAUUCUGACCAUCCAUGUUGUCUAUUUCCCUCUGUACCCCCCCAAGGCCAUCAUUCCAUACGACUAGCUUGGGCAUCCCUGGCAGGCCCUCCCUGGCUGGGUGACAUGGUUCUCUACACCUCAUGUUGGCACCGAGCUAUUUAAGACCCAGGAGACAUUACUGCCUUGACCCCUUGACCCUUAGUACAGUAUGUGGUGGUGGAGUGGAACGGAGAGCUGGCAGUAGGGACUCCAGGAUCUUAUCUGAAGAGACAACUCAGUGGAACAUGGAUCUGGGAUGAGAAAUAGGGGGAUUAUGUGGUCUAGCUAGAUAAGCUCUAGUAUGUUCCAGAAAAACGGGACCAGAGCCAGCAAGUGAGUUAUCUGUCUGUGCCUUUUUCAAACUACAUCAAGUCCUGGGGCCUCACUUCUUCCCUGGCCACCUCCAUCCCAUUUACUAAUUUCUGGUCCCCAAAGUCAUCUCUGGUUUCCAGAACUCUAGCUCAUCAUCAGCUUAUAGUGUGGUUCUGGUGAGGAGGGGUGUCCAAGAACUGUCAUGACCUCACCAGACUCAGGCAUAGGCCCCGAAGCAAACCCCAAGGCACCUGACCACUGUCUUGGAGAGAGACCUCAGAUCCCCACCACUCCCCUCAGAGUGCCCCAUCUACCACUUCCCUCAGCUGACCCUUGCUAUGCCAUAGUGGCCUGCAGAUCACAUGGAGCUCCAUAUACUUGGCUGCAGCUGGCCUUGGAGAAUUGUUCCUGAGGACUAGAACUACCCUCCAUAUUUAAUUGUCACUCUGAAGGAGACAAUGAGACAGGGGGCUGAGAAGAGCAGGCAGGAGAUGCCUGGGAGAUGAGGAGGGAGCGAUUGCAUAAGACGCUCACUCCAUGCUCACUCCAGGGUUUGCCCCCUAUAUUUGUGUUGUUUGAUUCCUCAGUCUCUGGCCCUCUGUCCACCCAUCUUCAGCUGUUUUGAUGGUAUUGGUGGUGUGGUCCUACUAUAUCUCGGCAAAUGUUCUAAAUAGAGCACUCGAGAUCAACCACCAUGUAGGUUUGUCAAAUGCACCCCUAUUCCCUCAUCUUGAGACCUAUCUUGCCUGAUUACCAUCCACCAGCUCCUGGCUCUUCUAACUCCCUGGCUGAAGGUCAUUGCCAGUGACUGUGGGCUGCUCGAUCCUGGUCCAGUAACUGUGAGUCUCCCUACAGGAGAUUCCCAGGGGUCGUACAAUAAUAGUUGUGGUAAGGAGAAAUGCAGGGUUAAGCUGGGCAUGUGCAUUGGUUUGAAAGGGAUCUCUGCAAGUGGAGGCCUGGCCAGUAUGUUGUAAGAAGCCAGUCUGAGAGCACAGAAGGCUUCUAAGAAUAGCUAUGGAAGAGAGCUUUAACAAUUAUCUGCACACCCAAAGGACCUCCGCACCCUGCUCCUAGCAAGCUAUGAGAACGUUAAGACUGGUGCUGGACAUCUUCAUAUCCUCUCCCAAACUGGCUGGGAUGUCAGCCUGCCAUGUGCGUGGCAAGGGACAGGGAUGGACUAUACUGCCACCCGACAGGCAUGGCUGGGCCAAGUCUUCCCAACUGCCAUGAAGAUGGGACAUGUGCCAGGAGAAAUAAGGAAGAUGAAAGUCGUUGAAGGGACACAUUGGCUCUUCUGAAAAGCUGCCUGGCAUCUCUCCAGAGCCCAGCCAUUUCAACCCAAAGAAUUCUGCCUUCUCUAUUUAUUAUUUUCUAUAGCCGCCCAAUGGCUGUAGUACUGUGUGUCUUUGUAACCAGAUUCCAACAGUGCCUUGGACCAUGGACCGAUGUGGGUGACUCAGCAGGUAGUGACUGGUGCCCAGUGAAGGUGGAUAGGCUGGCCCUCAACGCUAAAUGAUGAAGUCUACUCCCCAGUACCCACCCAACCCUCAGGCUGCCUGUGGGCCAACUGCUCCAGUUAGUUUUAUGCACAAUGUAAAAUUCAUAGUCCAGCCAACACAUCCCGUCUCAGCAGCAGCAAUUCCCCUCCCAAGAUGGAAGUUUGUCCAGGGGUUGAAAGGACAGCUCUCCAGAUGGUGGAUACCGGCACGGGCUCUUCCCAUCCACCCUUAUUGCCAUCAACUGGGGAGCUGCGACCACCUCCCCAGGACAUCUGCCAACCUUCAUGCCAAGGCUGCUCUCACCAGCUGCUGCAGAAGACAAACAAGGUUUAUAUGUACAAACUCUAGUGUCCUUUCUACCUGCACCCUUUUAUAAGAAUAUAUUGUAAUACUAAAAAAAAAAAUAUUAAAUUCAUCCCCACCCCUA
Molecule: messenger RNA, 6166 nt
Organism: Mastomys coucha (southern multimammate mouse)
Lineage: Eukaryota; Metazoa; Chordata; Mammalia; Rodentia; Muridae
Gene: Daam2
Product: dishevelled associated activator of morphogenesis 2
Exons: 26
Coding region: 11-3691 (1226 amino acids)
Biological process (GO): negative regulation of oligodendrocyte differentiation; positive regulation of canonical Wnt signaling pathway; actin cytoskeleton organization
Molecular function (GO): small GTPase binding; actin binding
Source: RefSeq, a predicted model, not a curated record